CCCGCCUACAACUGGAAGUGAAGCACACCACACUUGUCUCAUAAUUGAUCUCCUCAGUUUUACGUUUGAGUGGGACUGUUGAGAUCUUUAACUUUGUGUUUAAAUCUGUUUCACAUCAGAGAUGUCUGCGAUUAUCAGAAAGAUCAUUCACACUGCAGCUGCUCCAGGUGCGAUCGGACCCUACAGCCAGGCUGUCGUGGUGGAUCGCACAAUGUAUAUCUCAGGACAGCUGGGCAUGGAUGUAUUAUCAGGGCAGCUGGUAGCAGGAGGGGUGCAGGCCCAGGCCAAGCAGGCUCUUAUUAACAUGGGUGAGAUUCUAAAAGCUGCAGGAUGUGGAUAUGAAAAUGUUGUCAAGACAACGGUGCUGCUGGCAGACAUAAAUGACUUCAAUAAUGUCAAUGAGGUUUACAAGCAAUUUUUCACCUGCAAUUUCCCAGCCAGAGCUGCCUAUCAAGUAUCUGCCCUGCCCAGAGGUGGACUUGUUGAGAUUGAAGCAAUCGCUGUGUUGGGACCCAUCACUGAUUCCUCUUGACUGACUGACCACAGCAUGCAUCAUAAACUCUAAAUACAGCUGAAGGGUGACAAACAGUGGCCCCAACAUAAAUACACAUCCCCUGCACUGAAACCAAGUAUAAUAUUCAAUUGCCCUUAUAUGUAACAGUGAUUAUUGUAUUACAAAGUAAAAAAUACUGUUGACCUGUCA
Molecule: messenger RNA, 703 nt
Organism: Paramisgurnus dabryanus
Lineage: Eukaryota; Metazoa; Chordata; Actinopteri; Cypriniformes; Cobitidae
Gene: rida
Product: reactive intermediate imine deaminase A
Cellular component (GO): cytosol; mitochondrion
Molecular function (GO): deaminase activity
Source: RefSeq, a predicted model, not a curated record